AUGGCACCGAAGGCGACCACGAAACCCAUCGCGAAGCCCGGGCAAAAGGCUGCCGCCUCGCGCCAGAAGUCCGCACCCAAGCAGCCCCUUCCUGUCGCGGACCGGCUGAAGCGACUCUUCACCUCACUCUGUGCCCAGAUCGACGGCGGACACUUUGCAAACGCCAUCAAGACAUGCGACAAGAUCCUCCGCCUCGAUGCCCGCGACCCCGACGCGCUGCAAACGAAGCUCUUCCUCCUACUCCAGACCGACCAGUAUCUUGCUGCAUUCGCCUUGAUAGGAGGCGAGGCAGGUGUAGCGGGCGAUCAGCAUGCCUUUGAGAAGGCAUACUCUCUGUACAGGCUUCACCGAGAGGAUGAGGCCACGAGCGUACUCGACGGUCUCAAGGAGACGGAGCAGGAAGAUGACAGAGGACUGGAGCAUCUGGAGGCUCAACUGGCGUAUCGUCAAGGAUCAUAUCAGAAAGCAGUGGAGCUUUACAAUCAUUUGCUGGAUACCGCUGAACCUGACUCGGAGGAGCAGUCCGACGUCCUCACCAACCUCGAGGCCGCGCAGAAACACCUUGAUUUCAUCAACGCCGGCUUCCUACAAGCUCUAGAUGCGCUUCCAUCGGCGGUGUCAACCACUCUGCAGACCGCUCCGCCGCCCCAACCUCAGCCAGCUUCAGCGCUUGCGACAGUGGUGGCCGCUUCCGCUCCGGCGGAAGAUGUCACUAAGCGCACGAAGAAGGUGCGCAUGAAGCGUGUGCCGAAGGGCGUCGUCCCAGGCGUCACUCCCCCUCCCGAUCCAGAGCGGUGGCUCAAGAAGAGUGAGUGGUCGACGUUCACCAAUAGACGGCGGAGAGGCGGGGGCGGUGGGGCAACGCAAGGUUUCGUGGAGACACCUGGCUCUGCGGCGGCGCAAAGUGGCAAAGGCGCUGGAGGAGCAAAGGGUAAAAGGAAGAAGUAG
Molecule: messenger RNA, 948 nt
Organism: Trametes versicolor FP-101664 SS1
Lineage: Eukaryota; Fungi; Basidiomycota; Agaricomycetes; Polyporales; Polyporaceae
Exons: 4
Coding region: 1-948 (315 amino acids)
Biological process (GO): SRP-dependent cotranslational protein targeting to membrane
Cellular component (GO): signal recognition particle, endoplasmic reticulum targeting
Molecular function (GO): 7S RNA binding; protein binding; ribosome binding
Source: RefSeq, a predicted model, not a curated record